AUGAAAUUCUUGCGUUUCAAAACCGUUAAAAAAGCGCUGAACAGCCUCAAGGUACGGACUAGAAGAAACACCCAGGAUGUGACAAACGACCGCCCCCGGGCGCGACCCGAGACCCCCGUCGAGCAACCUGAAGCGAAUGCCUCCGAGGUCUGCCCUCCUGCUUCAGACAUUACUCGCCUUCCGGAUGAGCUCCUCAUUUUGAUCUUCGAAUUCGUCCACGCAUGCUACUUCGGGGAACGAUACUACGGCAGUUUCUAUGAAUGGCUCGGUAUCCUGCGCGUGUGCACGCACUGGCGUGAUGUUAUGAUUUCCACUUCUCGUCUUUGGAGCGUUAUACCGGUAACAAAUGACCUGAAUCCAUUGGAAUACUGUCUCUCUCUGCACGGCAACACGCCGCUCGAGAUCCGCAUGUAUGACCCGUGGCUUCCUCGGCGUUCGUCCACUCUGCUUCGGCCACAUACCCCCUCGAUUCGGUCCCUCGCACUCCAUAUGAUGCACAUGAACAGGGAGAACUUCCCCUUCGACGACAUGCUGACCAUGAACAUACCCGACCUUGAAGAGCUGAAGAUCUUGCCAGAGUUUGUCUUCGAAGAUCGCAUCCCUCCCCGCUCGGUAAUCAGGCUGCAGAAGUAUCCUCGACUACGGCGCCUAGAACUACGUGGCGUCAUCUCUCCCCCGGACAUCACGAACCUCCGCACAAUCAAACUUGAAAAGUGCUCUUGGGCCUUUUCUUUUCAAAGCUUCAUUCGGGCCCUGGAUAGCUGCUCACAGCUGGUCGAGAUGCACCUCAAGCAGUCCCUCCACUCCCUAGCUCGCACCGCCCCGCAAGAAAUUCCUGCCAGCCUACGCCGGGCGACGCUCCCCAACCUACGCAAGCUCGACAUAACGGACAACACUGCCAGUAUCGUUUCCACGGUCAUAGCCCACCUAGACACUCCCGCCAUCGCGUCCCUGCGUCUCGUGUGUUACAAGCCGCGCAUUGCACAAGACGAGGAAGCGCAGGCCUCUGACUCCGACUCUGAGAACCUCUUCCGGACGCUGAUUCCGGCCGACCCUUCGCGGGUCCUUCCCAAAUUCCCACCCGAGGCCGGGCCCUUCAGCGCGAGCCUCGCAUUCAUGCAGGGAUUGUGCAUCGUCCGGGUGGAGUCCACGGUGCUCCCAUUCCCGCUGUCGGUGAACCUGCAGGUGCAAUACAGCCUCGACUGGACGCGGGUAUUUCCCGCGGCGCUCCAGGACAUCUCUGACCUCUUCGGAAACUCCAUAGUCACCGAACUGGUCGUCGAUGCGAGCUCGUCCCACAUCCUACCGUCCAUCUGGGAGGACCUCUUCACAAGCCUGCCCUUCCUCCAGCGGCUCGAGCUCACCAGUGACGGGAUUUGUACGACGAUGUGGCAGGGCCUCCAGCGUGCGAGCGCGUGGGCCGCGCAACCGUGCUGCCCGCAGCUCGCGCGCGUGCGCGUCCAGCAUACCCCGUGGCCCGAAGAGCACUACGUUGCGCCCCCGGACGAGCGCGCCCUGGAGAUCAUCGCGGAAGCGCUGCGCGAGCGCGCGGAGUACGGCGCGAAGCUCGACGAACUCGUGUGGGCGGUGUAUCUACACCACCGUGAUCCGGACUACGCAGACGCGUCGCGCGUGCAGUUCUUGGCGCCCCUCGUGCCAUUAGUCAAGCGCAUGACUUACAGGACCUGGGGCGAUGGGGACAAGACCGAGACUACGUUUUCCCCCAAGAAAAUCGUGCUGAGUCCGCUGUAG
This is a messenger RNA of Trametes versicolor FP-101664 SS1, 1752 nucleotides long. RefSeq lists its product as uncharacterized. Bases 1 to 1752 code for a protein of 583 amino acids. The transcript has 3 exons. The record is from RefSeq and is a predicted model, not a curated record. Lineage: Eukaryota; Fungi; Basidiomycota; Agaricomycetes; Polyporales; Polyporaceae.